Messenger RNA from Fomitopsis serialis, 723 nucleotides. RefSeq lists its product as uncharacterized. The transcript is spliced from 3 exons. The record is from RefSeq and is a predicted model, not a curated record. The coding region runs from base 1 to 723 and encodes 240 amino acids. Lineage: Eukaryota; Fungi; Basidiomycota; Agaricomycetes; Polyporales; Fomitopsidaceae.
AUGGCUGAGCUACUCCGUGCGAUUUCAGAGGAGGCACCGCUUGCGGGGUGCAUAGUCCUCACGGCCGCACUGUCCGACCGAACGUUUGCACAGCUCGAGGAGGCGGACUUCGCAAGCGUGUACGAGUCGAAGAUGGGUGUGGUUGACACGCUCCGUGAGUGCGUCGAUGUCGGGGCAUUGGAGUUCCUCGUCCCAUUCUCAUCCGGAUUCCGUGGCGGGCCUCUUUGGGAAUGGAGGGCAGACGAACUACUGCGCUAUGUUGUUAGAGCCAACACGCCGGUAGAGGAGCAGGUCUCCGCGUGUCCGAACACAUUCGCCUUCGUCUGUCCGGGAAUCAUCGACUCCACGAUGAUGCGCUCGAGCGAACUGGGUGAGUCAGGCAAAGUCGCACAGCUUGAGCAGUUCGCCCAGUGGGGCGUCACGGCGGAAGACGCCCUUGCUCGCUUCCAAACCGGUGAGCGGUUCACGCGGUAUGUACCGACAGUCGACUGGUACGCGCUCGAGCGCACGCGGUGCAUGCCCCUUCUCGGACGACACCUCCUAUCUACUUCUGUUGACGCGGGUCUGGGCUCGUCAGCCACUGGCCCCGGGGCGAGUGGUGUGGGGGCGGCAGACGAAGGGAGGCGACGUGGGCACGCGGAUGGCGGCAAUCGUACGCGGGGUGCUGGGCGUCGCUGUGGAGGACUUCUCGCCGGAGACGCCGUUCACAGCGCAUGGCGUUAG